AUGGACGUGGAUAGGUCACCGUCAAUCACCCAUGCUCCGUCCGUGGCAGCGACAUCCACCUCAAAAUCCGCUAAAUCUUUGAGCGCAAGUCCUGGGAAGAACUACUCACCUCCGAAAAAGGUAGCUUCAGCUCCAUCGGAGGAUUCUGCGCGCUCUCCAGACCUGAAACGUAACGAAUUGCCCAAGAUCAUCGUAAAGAAGGAGCCAACUUCUCCCGGUCCCCCCUCUCGCCAUCGCCCGGCAAAACUCAACCUUUCCAACGCUCCCAAUACCUCUUCCGGCGCUGCCACUCCGCGCACCGCGAAUGGCAACCUAGCCACUAUUCAAGAUGUCGGCAUGGCUUGCCUUUCCCCAGGAUUUUCUACCCAAGACCCCACAAUGCGGGAGCAACUCCAGCGUAGUAUCUCCGUGCGCGAAGCCCAACGUUCGAUAAUUGAAUCACGGCUCCAUCGUCACGCAAAGCCCAACGCAGAACCAAACUCGAGGGCUGAUCGCGAUGAACCGCCCGCAUCUGCACGUGAUCGUAGUGAUCGGGGGAGUGAUAGGUCUGCCCAUACACCAAGGAGAAGACCCCCAAACAGCUUGACAAUAGUUCCCCCAUCCCAUCGUGCGUUUGCCCAUGAGCGAGUUGUACAAUCGGCCCCUCUACACCAAUCAUUUACAGGCCGACACCACCCCCCACCGCCGUCCCAUCAUAACUCUCAACAACAUCCCCAGAACCAAGAAGUAAAUCGUUUACCUCCCAUUACUGAUGUUGUUUUCGGCCCCAAUCGCCUGGACUCAGCCCGCGGCAUCAGGCCCCAGGAGGAGAACUCUAGCCGACAGUACUAUCCUACCACAAGACCUGCAUACCCAUCGCCAAAUAAUAUGGCGUAUCCCCGACCACGCGAGCAUCGUUCUGCCGAGGAGGCUAUUGCAAAUAUGUCAGGUGGUCGGGAAGAGUUGCUGCCGCGAAUAAUUCACUAUGGAGGGCACCAACCACCCACCCCACCCAGCCCACCACAGGCACCGGCACACACCCCGUCAAAAUUGAUGGUCAAUGGUGUACAAGAGCACCCACCACACUCCAGCGGGACCAAGCGAAGACGAACAAGGGAGGACUAUGGGGAACGAGAUGGUAGCUUUGGAAGCGAGGAUAGCCCAGAUGCGAAACGAAGGAAGAAGGAAGAGUUUUUGUCGUUGUGCGCAAGAGCGUGGGAGUUGUUCCAUUCUUGA
Messenger RNA from Morchella importuna, 1215 nucleotides. RefSeq lists its product as uncharacterized. The coding region runs from base 1 to 1215 and encodes 404 amino acids. The transcript has 2 exons. The record is from RefSeq and is a predicted model, not a curated record. NCBI's taxonomy places the organism in Eukaryota, Fungi, Ascomycota, Pezizomycetes, Pezizales, Morchellaceae.